Messenger RNA from Hibiscus syriacus, 1208 nucleotides. Its product is annotated as serine acetyltransferase 5-like. NCBI's taxonomy places the organism in Eukaryota, Viridiplantae, Streptophyta, Magnoliopsida, Malvales, Malvaceae. Gene Ontology annotation, cellular component: cytosol; cytoplasm. Gene Ontology annotation, molecular function: L-serine O-acetyltransferase activity. Bases 142 to 1038 code for a protein of 298 amino acids. The record is from RefSeq and is a predicted model, not a curated record. The transcript has 2 exons.
UCAUCCACUUGCCAGCUCCAGCAACUCCAAAAGAAGGAAAAAGAAGGCAAUACAUAGAGCGAUCGACUUCCAAAUGCGUUGGGCUUUCAUGACCGUAUCAUCACUGUAACAUCUCCGCCCUUCGAUUCUUCACCGCAAGAAAUGCCGGCCGGAGAACUCCAAUACCCUUCCCCGAUCUCUUGUCCGCCGAUUUCUCAAGCGACGGAAACUCCCAUGGAAGAAGACGAGGCGUGGGUGUGGGCCCAGAUAAAAGCCGAGGCACGCCGCGACGCCGAGUUGGACCCGGCUCUGGCCAGCUAUCUCUACUCGACUAUCCUCUCUCACUCCUCUCUCGAGCGCUCGCUCUCCUUCCAUCUCGGCAACAAGCUCUGCUCCUCCACGCUCCUGUCUACCCUUCUGUACGACCUUUUUCUCAACACUUUCUCCUCCGAUCGUUCGCUUCGACACGCCGCCGUCGCCGAUCUACGUGCGGCUCGCGUUAGGGAUCCUGCUUGCGUUUCGUUCUCUCAUUGCCUACUCAAUUAUAAAGGAUUCUUGGCAUGCCAGGCUCAUCGAGUAACACACAAGCUGUGGACUGAGUCACGCAGGCCACUAGCAUUGGCAUUACACUCUCGAAUCUCUGAUGUUUUCGCUGUUGAUAUACAUCCCGUGGCCAAGAUCGGGAAAGGGAUUUUGUUCGAUCAUGCCACUGGUGUGGUGAUCGGAGAAACCGCAGUUGUUGGCAACAACGUGUCAAUUUUGCAUCAUGUUACCCUCGGCGGCACUGGGAAGGCCAGUGGAGAUAGGCAUCCGAAGAUCGGGGAUGGAGUUUUGAUCGGGGCCGGUGCUACCAUACUAGGGAAUGUGAAGAUUGGGGAGGGAGCAAAGAUUGGAGCAGGGUCUGUGGUGCUGAUCGAUGUGCCACCGUGGACUACAGCUGUAGGCAACCCUGCAAGGCUUGUUGGAGGGAAGGAGAAACCAUCGAGACACAAAGAAUGCCCUGGCGAAUCCAUGGAUCACACUUCAUUCAUCUCUCAAUGGUCAGAUUACAUCAUUUGAAUAAUUUUACUUACUUUUGUUUGUUAUUAAUAUACUUUGAAGCUGUUCUGUUUUCGCAUGGUAUGAUGUUGAAGCUGUUAAAAUUGCAGUCUGUUUCUAUGACAUACUUAGCCCUAUGUUACCCGGACUGGAGACUUAAUAUAGUGAGCGUUUAAGUAUGUUUGAUCUCA